UUUUCAAUGAGCCCGUUUUGAUUACCUACCUACCUACCUACCUGCAUCUUUUGGCUCCUUCUGUCGCUGCUUGUGGUCUUUAUGCUAGCCGCCCUGUGUGCCUGGAUUUCCGCCAGUGACUGCAGUGAGGCCAGGCCGCUGUUUGUAGGCUCCUGUGUCAGUCAGGAGAGAUUUGAGCCUUUUUUGUUUGUGUCGUCAGUCAGUCAUUUUGGCAGACAGGUUAGGUUGGUACAUACAGGACAGACACGUGUACGUGUUGGCCGUCACCUCUCUCUCCCUCCGCUGUAUGAUCUGUGUACCGCUACUCACCUAUGGUGCAGGUACUGUCUCUACGUUUCUGCCUGGGUACGGAAGGAGAGAGAGGUGACACUCUGACCUUUUUGUAUAACGUGACUAGUCAGAAGGGCAAAAGGGAUGAACAGACAAGCUUGACAUGAUUGUUGCUUCAGGGCCGAUGAACCAACCUGGUCGAUCUCCGCAUGCAUCCAGCCUGGUCAGACAUUAAUUGUCGUUGCAUGUGUAGACAAAGACACGAAUAAAGGGGAAGCAGCAGCGCCAUUGCCGCCACAGCAACCUGGCAUGCAUUUUACGGCAUGCAGACUGGGGGUCUUGCGCGCUUAGCCCCCAUGGAGGAGUUCUUCGGGGGCAGUUGUCUAGCAAGGUCCACCACCAGCUGCUGAGUGCAACCUUGCAAGUUGGAGCCAUGAAUGGCAGGAACAACCAUGCCGGUGAGAGAGAACGGAGAGAACAACACCCACCGGAGAGAGCACACGCACCAGUGCUCUAGCUGCGCUUGCAAGAAUGUGUGCUUCCGCGCGUGUGUCUUAUCUGUGCAGGCCGCGUGCAGCACGUGGGCCCUCCCCGGCAGAGGAACGGAGGCAAGAAGAUGGUGAGGGCCCUGGCGACGCAGGACUCCCAGAACCGGCAGCCCGUCCGACUGGAGUUCCCGCCCGACACGCAGCUGCACGAGAUUGUCAUCCCAGCUUCGGACAUCGUGCAGCGCGUCGGGCAGGAUGAGGACGGCUCCUACGUCAUCACGACCGAGGCGGCCUCCAAGUUUGAUCUCACCACCAGCCAGGGCAGGCCGCCCAAGAAAGAGGCGUCCCCCGCCGCCGCUGCUGCCGCUGCUGUGUCCAUGGUGCCGCUGCCUGUGGUGCCGAUGAGGUCGGUGACCCCUCCUCCCGUUUUCGCGAGGCCUGUGAGUCCGCCGCCUCCACCUGCCAUGUCGUAUGUGCCGCCGCCUGUUGCCGCGUCGUAUACAGUUGCCCCGCCUGCGCCCAAAGUGAUGCGACCUCUGUCUCAGCCACCCCCCAGCCACGUGCUCGUCCCUCACCAGCCUGUGCCACAGCGCCCUGUCACUCCCCCCCCUGCUGCUCAGUACGUCCGGCCACCGAUUGCCCAGCCCAUUCAGGCUGUCCCUGUCGUUCCCAAGUUCGCCCCACAGCCGCCUGUGUUGAUUCAGCCGCAGACCUAUUUCGCGGCGCCCUCGCCCGCAUCCACUCCGUCCACCCCUCCGCCUCCCAAGAGAGUGAUCCACUACCGUGAGGCCUCACCGCACCCUCUUUCCCCUCCGCCGUCGCUUUUGAUGGUGCCCAAGGUCAAAGCCCCGCCGCCACAGAUGCAGAUGGCGGUGGGGGCGCCUGCGCCUUCGCCACCACCUGUGGUUGUGCACCAUCCGCCGGUGAGGACCAUGCCGCUGCCUGCAACCGUGCCCGCACCUGCCCCUGUCCUUGAGGGGCCGCUGCCGCUGCGAGUGGCCUCAAUGCUCGACAUUCUCGACCGGGACAUUGCCACGUAAGACAACAAGACGUAGCGUGAUGUGUCUGUCUCUUCUGUCUAUCUAUAUUUGUGUCUCUCUCCUUUUUUCCCAGGUUCAUGCAGCAGACGCACCAGAUGAACGUCUGCACCCAGACGGUGGAGGUGCAGUACGGCCAGAUGCACGGGCGGGGCGUCGACCCCCGUCUCGCCCACCAGGCCUUGCAGGCCGCCCAGCAGUGCGCCAACACCCUCGCCCGCAUCGCCCAGAACCUCCGCAAGGCCCAGCAGCUGCUCCACGAGUGGACGAGCGAGCUGCAGGCCAAGGACGCCGACACGCGCCGGAGGAUGGCGGAGGAUCUGGAGCGUCGGUGCGGCAAGGCCCUGGACACACUGAUUGCGACGUGUGAGAAGGAGUCGAGGGCGUCUAACGGCAGGCGUGAGCGGCCGCCGCCCAAGGAGGACUCGCCGGGCUUCUGGUCGCUCAGGCGUGUGCAGGACGAAGUGGAAAAGCUCAAGAACGUGAGAUCGGGAGACACAAGGGGACAAGGCCUAUGUUUCUCUCUCUCUCUCCUUUGCGUGCAGAUCAUCAUAGCCAUCAUCCGCAGCUCUGUCGGCGGCAUCCACGCCCCCGUGACGGUGACGGCCCCACUGCCACCCAGGCAGGUCAUCAGUGCGCCCGAGGACAGCCGUCUGCAGCAGGAGCUGGCGGCUCGGCUGCGGACCGUCGGAAACGAACUCAAGCGGGCCUCUGAUCAGCUGGAACAGUCGCGCAAGAAAGACAAAGAGGUCAGUCGGGCUCAAUGGAUGGAUGGAUGGAUGGAUGAGCACAUACACACACGGCCUUGCCAUGUUUGUCAGCUUGAGAGGACCUUGCAGCACGAGCGGAAGACGCACGAGGCUGAGUUGGCCCGCCUCGGCAAUGAGCUCCGUGAGGCCCGCUCCAAGACCCCUCCCAAAAGCCAAAUAGCGGGGGGCGACCAAGAAAUCGUCAGACGACUGCAGGCAAGUAGUACACUCCCUGGCGCCCAAGGGACACAUCACAUACGGGUGUGUAUGGAUGUGUGUGGGUGUGUGUAGCAAGAGCGUGACCAGUACGCUGACGAGGUGUCUCGUCUGCAGGUGGACCUGCACUACCUCAAGAAACAGAAGCCAGACGACUCUGACAGACGCAGGCUGGAGCGAAAGGCAAACGACCUGCAGGUCAGUCACCUCACCCCGGCCACCGAAGCAAACAGGGGAGGGAAGAGACCCUGUAUGUAUGUUGCUCGUCUGUCAGCGAGAGCGAGAUCAGCUGCAGGAACACGUCAUGAAGAUGCAGGCACAGGUUGGUCGACCACAUGUGGUCUGCCUCCAAUUGGGUUUGAUUGGCAAUCCAUAUAUUGCUGCAGUUUUCGAAAGGUCCCGGUCUGCAGAAUGAGGUGAACGGUCUGAGGCGGCUCAACACUGACCUCAUGGACACAAACAAGAAGCAACAGGCUGAAAUCACCAGACUCAGAUCGGAAGUCACAGUGAGUCACUGACAGAGACAGACAGAUCACACGACCCUCCGUGUGUGACUCACCUGCAUGUCGCUGUGCCAUCUUCUGACAGGGCGGCGAGAAGCGCGGCGGCAUUCGUCCCAUCUCUCGCCUGGACGAGGUGUGCAAACAAGCAUCAAAGACCAUCUGUCUCCUUCUGUCUCAGCAUUGGGUGUUGCUGUCAAUGCAUUGAACAAUGGCAUGUAUUGUACGCAGAUGGGGCCUGAAAUUCUGAGUGAGGUCAAAGGUGGGCGCAAGAGCGCGAGGCUGCGUGACGAGGACAUGGCUGAGAAGAUUCGGACGCUGCUCAAGGAGGUUGAGGAGCUCAAGAAACAAGCCAGCGCCAUGGAACGAGUGCGCGUCAGCAUACAGGUGGGUAUGUGUAUAGCGAGAGUGAGUGACGCCCACACUCCUGUAUGUAUCCGUUUGGCUGCAUGGCAUGUGUGCAGGCGGAGCGCGAUGCGGGUGUGGGCGACAAGGCCAGGCUGGAGAGAGAGCUGGCUAACCAACUCCAAGUCAACGAAGAGCUCAUGGUCAGCACUCCAGCAAUCGGGUCGUCAAAACGCUUCUGUCUGCCGCCCACAGGCUGACCGUAACAAGAUUCGUAAGGAGUUGGCGGAGCUCAAGGCCAAGGCCAAGGCGCAGAGAGUGGGCCGGGGCAGCUUCGCAUCACAGGGCAGCGACAACAUCUUCGCUGAACCUGACGACCUGCUCAAACCACUCAAGGUGUGUGACAGACAGACAGACAGACAGACAGAGAGCCAGCCACAUGAAGCAGGUCAUGCCCCAUAUUCACACAGGCUGAGAAUGAGGGGCUUCGCAUCGCCAAUGCCGAGCUCCGCGCCGAGCGAGACAAACAGGACGCGGCGCUGCGAGCCCUCAGAGACGAGAGGGAGGGCCUCGAACAGAGCCUGGCGAUGGAGCGGACGAGGGGCGCCGACGACAUGCACCGCCGCAUGGACGACCUUCUCGACCAGCUGGCCCAGAAGGACGCCGACAUCGCCGCCAAAGAGGAGGAACUCGCCGCUCGGGACGAGGAGCUUGCCACCAAGCAGCGCGCACUCGCCGCCAAACAACGCGAGAUCGAAGACCUCAAGGCACAGCUCAACGUAUGUAUGGUCUGAUGAAACCAAGACCGUACUGUAUGGUCGUGAUGAAUCUCGUCUCUGCUUUUGGCAGGAGUUGCCGGUGGUUCACGAGAAUCUGCAGCAGCUUCGAGGCGAGUUUGAGCAGGUGCGAGCGGCCAGCGCCACUGGCGCCAGGGAGGCAGCCGACGCGAACAAACGACUCCGGGAGGCGCAACAGAAUCUGCAAAACGCCGAAGAUAAAAUAAGCGACCUCCAGAGACAGCUGGAUGAAUUUGACAGGGUGCCUGAGUUACCAAUGCACCAAGCCAGACUUAGCAAUCGUUGCAGCUGCGUACACCGUUCUUGUCUGCCAGGACCGCGAGAAGGAGAUACUGCGCAAUGAGAUCGACGCUUUGCGCCGCAUCAAUCGUGAUCUCACGGCCGACAGCGAGCGCAAAGCCGAGGAGUGCCUCAAGAAAGACAGGGAAAUCGACAAGGUCAGCAGCAAGACAAAGACAGCUUCAGCGGUGUCAUGCCUCCUCCCUCUCUGUCUGUCGCAGCGUCUGGCACGGAUCAAGGAGCUCGAGGACGAACUGGACGACCUCAAGGAACGACUACGCGUAAGGAACCAUCCAUCCCCAAGUGGCACUCAACACGCGCGCGCAUACGUGCCUCUCUGUGCUCGACAACAAUCAAUCAAUCAGGGACUCCGCAACCUGCGUGCGCUCAAGACAGCGUCCGACGUGGAGGCUGACUUCCUGCGCCGCGGUAGCGACAGGUCGGUGCAGGAGAUGGGUCUGGAGAUCACUUCUCUCGCCGGAGAGAUCGAGCGCCUCAAGGAACAGAAAGCCGAGGUUGCGGCGCAGCGUGACCGGCUGCAGCGGGCCCUGGAGAAGGCCACCCAGGAGGGAGACGACUUACGUGAGAGCAACGCCGGCUUGGACUCACGCAUCAGGGCCCUCAAAAAGGACAAGAAGAAACUCGCUGAGGCCCUCAGACUCGCUGAAGAGCGCCUACAGGGCCUCACUGGCGAGGAGGAGGUGACAGUGGCCAAAGGGAGAGAGAAAGGAUGGCUCCGAGUGAUGUGUGCCUUGUGUGUGUGUGCAUGUGUGUGUGUGUGUGUGUGUGUUGAUCAGGAGAAGGCUGACAUGAUGCGUGAGCUGGAGGUUUCGAGCCUCAGGAGGCUGCAGACGGACUUCGAAGUCGAGAAUGAUCGCAAGGAAAAAGAAUUAGGUCAGCUACGCACACACUCAACCAUACAAUCCAGUGAGACAUGAUGCUCUUUGUGUGUGUGGUCAGGUCGUCGCACCACGGAGCUCGACAGGAAGGACGUCAUCAUUCUGGGGCUGGAAGACGAAAUCGACAGACUCAAGAAGAAGCUCAAGGCGAGCGACGCUGUGUGUGACCGCAGUGAGUGAAGGAAUGUGUGUGUCAUUCAUGUUUGUCAGGAGGCCGAGGAGGAGGGGCGCGUACCCGCCAGUGAGCUCGACAACGCCAACAAACAGGUCGAAGAUCUCAAGAGACGUGUGCAGCAGCUCGAGAGGGAAAGAGACGCGGCGGCAGCUGCCGCGGCCGCAGGGGUCAGCAAAUAUCACGGCGACGGAUACCCGUUGACUGCGUGUAUCGUUUCGUGUGUCAGCUGGGUGGAGAUGCGGAUGCGUUGGCGGCGGCGCGUAAGCAGAUUGAGGAUUUGAGGCAGGCGUGGGACGACGAGAACAGGGAGAAGGAGCAGCUCGCCAAGGAGGUGCAGCGGCUGCAGCGCGAGCUUGAGGACAGCAACGGCCAGACAGACGCCGCCAUGCUCGUCCGCGACGAGGUCACACUCGGACAUCCAGACACCACGCCUCUCUCUGCGCCUGAUGGAUGGAUGUGUGCCUCAUCGUUUCUUCUUCUGUUCAGGCCAUCAAGACGGCUCGUGAGCUGGAGGGCCUGCUGCAGGAGGUGGGCAAGCACACUCUGAAGGAGGGCGAGCUGAUCAAGAAACUCGAGGAGGCGGCCGACAAGAUAAACGACCUCGAAAAGGAAGCCAAAAGAGCCGAGGAGCUGGGCGGCCAGGUCCAGCAGCUCAGGGACGAACUCGGACGGCAGAAGGACCUCAGCAGACGAAACACCAAAGAGGCAGGCAGCUACACCAAAACACACUGAUCUCACUAUGCAUACGUGUGUUGUCCAUCCCUUCAUGCAGCUGGAGAAGAUCGUGCAGAAUCUGCAGGACGCCCAGCAGGAGUUCUUCGAGGGCCGCACCGACUACGGCGACGAGAUCCGCAACCUCAUGGACAAGCUCAAGGCGGCCGUCAAGGCCAUGGCCGACUACGAGGGCAAGAGCGACCGGGCCCAGGACCUCAUGCGUCAGAUGAGACAGCUCGAGCAGCAGAUCGAGGACCUCCCCAAACCUCCCACAGAAGUCGGCGACGUCGUGGCCUCGAGGGGAGGAGGAGCGCCGAGGGACUCGUACGUGACGGCUGCUGAGGGCGGGCCGAGCCGGGCAGCGAGUGUGGCACCGCCGGCAGGCCGACCGCUGAGGGGCAAGUCGUUUGUGGAUGAGGCGGGCGACACGAGCACAAUGGAGAUCCUCCUCGCACCGGGGGAAGAUGACCAGCUCACGCAACCCUUCCACCCUGACGAGCUGGCGUAAGCCAACGAACGGGACACAGCGUGAUACAAACCAAUUUGUGUGUUGGUGUGUUGGUGGGUUGGUGUGUGGUGUUUUGCCAGUGCGUUCCGCAAGUACGCGUGGAAGCCGCGUGGCCGCGAGCUGCCUGACCUCGAGAAGGUCCAGCUGACGCCCGAACAGGCCAAAACCAUCACCGCACAAGGUCAUUCGCGACGGAGAGGGAGGGGAAAGGACCAUUUUAUGCAGGGGCCAUGUGUGUACGUGUGCGGUGCGUGGGCAGGUGCUUUUUUCAUCAAGCUCGACAGCCAGUGGGACACCAAGUACACCACCACCAAGAGGCGAUGGUUCGUCCUCGACUUCAGCAACCCAAGUCAGUCAGAUAUACACAGCACGACAUCUACGCCUUCUCUGCCAUUCACACACAAUGGUGAUUGUCUCUGUCUUCCACAUCCAUCACAUCCAUCAGAUGUGUUCCUGACGUACUAUGAGAACCAAUUCGAUCCCGCAAAGGAGGAGCCCACGCCACUCGGGAACAUACCGUAAGUAACCACACAGACGGGCGACAGACACGCACAAGAGAGAGACGCAGACACAGGAGGAGAGACAUGAUCUGAUCCAUCUGGGUGUGGUGUGCAGGGAGACGGAUCUGCGCGACGCCUUCUACGAUGGCAAGAAGCUCAAGAUAUCCCUGGGCAGCGAGGACUCCGACAAGAUGCUCGAGCGCGUCCCGGCCAAGUACUUCCUCUCUCUCAUACUCUGCGUCAGGUGAGAGUGACGUGACCCACACGGGAAACAAAAGGUCAGCCAAUGAAAUGUGCGCGUGUGCAUGUGUGUGUGUGUGUGUGUGUGGCGCCAGGGAGAUCGAGAUGCUCAAGAUACUAAAGAGGAACAGACGAGGGGGCGUCAGCGCGUAGAUAGAUGCUGCUAUCUGCUGUCUGUCUGAUGAUAUUGUGGUUUGUGCCUUGACCGCUGUCUGUCGGUUGGUUUUGCCUGUCUGAUUGGGUGAGUGGUGGCCAGCUCUCUCAAAGUGGAGGGGCCAUCUAGAUAGAUAGAUUAGAGAAUAGAGGACUGUGUGCCGAUUGCUGCUGGACAUAUAGGCCCUGGAUGGC
This is a messenger RNA of Vitrella brassicaformis, 8065 nucleotides long. NCBI's taxonomy places the organism in Eukaryota, Vitrellaceae. The record is from the annotation of a GenBank genome assembly.